Molecule: messenger RNA, 1787 nt
Organism: Gadus chalcogrammus (walleye pollock)
Lineage: Eukaryota; Metazoa; Chordata; Actinopteri; Gadiformes; Gadidae
Gene: nkx2-1
Product: NK2 homeobox 1
Exons: 2
Coding region: 157-1188 (343 amino acids)
Biological process (GO): regulation of transcription by RNA polymerase II; cell differentiation
Cellular component (GO): nucleus
Molecular function (GO): RNA polymerase II cis-regulatory region sequence-specific DNA binding; DNA-binding transcription factor activity, RNA polymerase II-specific
Source: RefSeq, a predicted model, not a curated record
CAACCCAAUUAAGGUGGACUCCAGUGCGCUCCAGUACAUCUUCAUCUAGCCGGAUCGACGUUGAGACAACAGGAACCAGAGGGGCUUUGGCCAAAAAAAAGAAGGAGAGAUUGCGCUUGCCUUCUGAUUUCUCCCCUCUCCAGCCCCAGAAGAACAAUGUCGAUGAGCCCUAAGCAUACGACUCCUUUUUCUGUUUCCGAUAUCCUGAGUCCCCUUGAGGAGAGCUAUAAGAAAGUAAGUAUGGAGAACAACAACUUGGGGGCGCCGCUCACUUCGUACCGGCAGCCUCAGGUCUCUCAGGCGGCCAUGCAGCAGCACCACAUGGGCCACAACGGGAGUGUGUCCGCAUACCACAUGACCGCCGCGGGGGUCUCCCAGCUCUCGCACUCGGCCAUGGGCGGCUACUGUAACGGCAACCUGGGCAACAUGAGCGACCUGCAGUCGUACCAGGACGGCAUGCGGAGCGGUGCCACGGCCACCGGCUGGUACGGGGCAAACCCCGACCCGCGCUUCUCCACCAUUUCCCGCUUCAUGGGGUCCUCCUCGGGAAUGAACAUGGGCAGCAUGGGCAGCCUGAGCUCCCUGGCGGACGUCGGGAAGGGCCUGGGUCCGCUGUCGAGCACCCCGCGGCGGAAGAGACGCGUGCUGUUCUCGCAGGCGCAGGUGUACGAGCUGGAGCGGCGCUUCAAACAGCAGAAGUACCUGUCGGCGCCGGAGCGGGAGCACCUGGCCAGCAUGAUCCACCUCACGCCGACCCAGGUGAAAAUAUGGUUCCAAAAUCACCGGUACAAGAUGAAGCGCCAAGCUAAGGACAAAGUGUCGCAGCAACAGAUGCAGCAGGAGAACGGCUCGUGUCAGCAGCAGCAGCAGUCCCCGCGGCGCGUGGCCGUGCCAGUGUUGGUGAAGGACGGCAAGCCGUGUCAAGGUAGCGGUCACCCUCCCACGGCCUCCGGACAGAGCCUCCACCAGCAGGGCUCCAACAUCAUGAUCAUGUCCAAUAACAGCGGUGGGCUCGGGCCGCACCAGGGCCAGCAGGGGGGUAGCACGGACCACUCGCCCGACCUCGUGCAACACAGUCCGCCCUCCCUGCAGAGCCAGGUGGCCGGCCUGUCUCACCUCAACCCCUCGGGAGGGGAGUACGGGACCGCUUUGCAGUGUUCCGCCCUGCUUUACGGCAGGACGUGGUGAUGAGACUGCAUCACUGUCCAACAAGCCUGUGGAAAAACGACUUAGAGGCAAGACUCGACACAUUAACUGUACAUUUAUAUAAUGACGGCCGAGUGAAUUGGUCCGUCUGGUGGUGUCUUAUGGCGUUUCACGUUUAAAGAGACCGAGACUGUUGUGAAGUAUAGGCCGACCAGGAAGGGCGGACGAAAACACAGCACCAACUUUUGAUUACUAACCGCGGACGUGUGAAUCCACUUUUGGGAAUUAUUUAUCUAACUUAUGCUGAAAAAAACGAAGACUCGGCUCCAAUAGACCGUAGCUGCUCUGGUUUGGUGAAACCUACAGGAACACUUACACGGGCCUGGUAGCCUACGGUGCUACAGCACCUAUCACCGCCCCCCCCCCCCCCCCCCCCCCGUCUACACACAGGGGGGCUGUUUAUAAUAGACUUUAAUGUAAUCCGUAGAUCUGUAUAAUUCUGUAAAAGGUUUCGAUAGGAUAUAUAGUUUUAGCUAUCUGUUGUAUAAAGUUUUUGACGCUAUUGCAAAUUUGUUGUCGUUCCAUUGGUAUUUGUACGUUUAAUUUCUAUGUAACUUAUAUAGACAUUUGACUUAAUACAA